UGCAGAUCAUUACUUUGAGCUAUUUGUAAAGUAUAAUAGAACUGAGAAAUAUACACCUAUAGGUAAAAGUCAAAGGCUCAAUUAUUUUUUAACUAAUAAACAUGGCGUAUCAUCGGAAGUUUCCAAAUUUAAUGAAACCGCAAAAAUAUUUCCAGGCGAUCACAAGACGAUCAAAGCGGAUUUGAUGGUUCGAGUUAAUUUUUAUAAAAUUGAAAAUAAUUUGGCAUUUAUUAGUCCAUCCAAUUUUAUACCAUAUGAACAAUAUUUUGACGAUGAUGUGUUCAGUGACAUCAUAUUUACGUUUGGUGGCAAUUCUACGAUCAAAGCAUCUAGUAUGUACCUUGCUACAAAAUCUUCACACUUUAAAAGAUUAUUAAAGGAUACAAGGAAGGACACCAGUAAGAUAGUUAUUAAAAUGGACGGAGUUUCUUAUGAUAGUUUUUAUAGAUUAUUGUAUUACAUUUAUACUGGAAAACUUGAUGAAAAUUUAAGUUUUGAGGAAUUAUUGGAUUUAUAUAAUGAAACUAGUUCAAGAGAAAUUCAUGAUUUGAAACAAUUACUUAGUUGUAGAAUUAUCGAUUUUGUAGAUGAUAAUAAUCUGGAUAUCUUGUUUACGUUGGCAUUAAGAACAAAAAAUAAUGUGUUAAAGAAUGCCGUUUUGAAAUUUUCUGCUAUUGGUUACACGGAGAUUGAAUCUUAA
Messenger RNA from Funneliformis mosseae, 700 nucleotides. The record is from the annotation of a GenBank genome assembly. Lineage: Eukaryota; Fungi; Glomeromycota; Glomeromycetes; Glomerales; Glomeraceae.